AUGAAUAUUCAUUAUAUUUUAUAUAUCUACGACGAAAAAGAAAAAAUUAAAAUCUCACUUGAUCAUUUAAUAUGUGAUAAGCGAAUAAAUUCGAUAACGACUAGUUCUAAUGCACUUGCUACAUCAUCACAAUUUGCGAAUCAUCGUCGUGCGAUGGUGCAGGCAUCUUUGUCAACAGUGUUUGGUAGAAAAGGCAGACACUUGAGUGGAACUUUUUGUUUAACUGGUGACACAAUGGAAGGAAUUAUUCAAUGUUUGGUGUUUUUAAAAGCUUUCUCGCUUGUUGGCGGCGAGUUUGAUAUGGAAUUAAAUUUUGUGAUACAAGAUGCACAAAAUAUCAAGCAUAUGCUAGAGCUUUUAGAUCAUUGUCCACCAAAUUUGCAGGCUGAGAUCUGGAGUGUUUUUAUAGCAAUUCUUCGUAAAAGCGUUCGUAAUCUGCAAGCUUGUACCGAAGUCGGUUUGAUUGAACAUGUUCUGCUACGGUUGAAUCGUGCUGAUGUGGUAGUUGCAGACUUAUUAAUCGAAAUGUUAGGCGUUUUAGCUAGUUAUAGUAUAACAGUCAAGGAGCUCAAAUUACUUUUCGGAUCAAUGAAAGCCAACAACAACAAAUGGCCACGACAUUCCGCUAAACUUUUAAAUGUCCUUCGUCAAAUGCCACACCGAAACGGUCCCGAUGUGUUCUUCAGCUUUCCAGGACGCAAAGGAUCGGCAAUCGUGCUACCACCGCUAGCAAAGUGGCCCUUUAAAACAUCAAAAGGUGUUGGUUACACGGCACACUUUGUUGGAAAUUGUCUCGUUUUAACAUCAAUGAAAGUAAAGGGAAAAGGUUUCCAGCAUUGCGUCAAGUACGAGUUUCAACCGAGAAAGUGGUACAUGAUUGCGAUAGUUUACAUUUACAAUCGUUGGACGAAAAGUGAAAUCAAGUGCCUGGUUAAUGGACAAUUAGCUUCUAGUACAGAAAUGGCAUGGUUUGUGUCAACGAAUGAUCCGUUUGAUAAAUGCUACAUUGGAGCAACACCAGAGUUGGAUGAAGAAAGGGUCUUUUGCGGUCAAAUGGCAGCGAUUUACCUUUUCAGUGAAUCACUAACAACACAGCAGAUCUGUGCAAUGCAUCGGUUAGGUCCAGGUUAUAAGUCGCAAUUUCGUUUCGACAACGAAUGUUACUUAAACCUACCGGACAAUCACAAACGGGUGCUGUACGAUGGAAAAUUGUCUAAUGCCAUUGUGUUUAUGUACAAUCCGGUUGCUACUGAUGGUCAAUUGUGUCUACAAUCGGCACCAAAAGGAAACGUCUCUUAUUUCGUCCAUACACCACAUUCACUCAUGCUUCAGGAUGUUAAAGCUGUUGUUACACAUUCAAUUCAUUGCACAUUAAAUUCCAUCGGCGGUAUUCAAGUUUUGUUCCCUCUCUUUUCACAACUCGACAUGGCCUAUGAGGGAAUCGAUGUGAAAAAGGAUCCAACGCUUUGUGCCAAACUUCUAGGAUUCAUUUGCGAAUUGGUUGAAACGUCACAAACAGUGCAACAACAUAUGAUUCAAAAUCGUGGCUUUCUCGUGAUCUCGUUUAUGCUUCAACGUUCAUCACGCGACCAUUUAACGCCGGAAGUGCUGGGCUCAUUUUUGAGUCUCACAAAGUAUCUAGUCACAUGCCUAUCGGCGAACAGCGAUCUCUUGCUUAAACAGCUUUUGGAUCAUGUGCUUUUCAAUCCAGCAUUGUGGAUUUAUACGCCGGCUAAUGUACAAGCGCGCCUUUACUCCUACUUAGCGACUGAAUUUCUAAGUGAUACGCAAAUCUACAGCAAUGUGCGUCGUGUCAGCACCGUUUUGCAGACCGUUCACACGCUCAAGUACUACUAUUGGGUUGUGAAUCCUCGAGCUAAAAGUGGCAUUGCACCGAAAGGAUUGGACGGCCCACGACCAGCUCAAAAGGAUAUUCUAGCAAUACGUGCCUACAUUUUACUAUUUUUAAAACAACUCAUCAUGAUUGGAAAUGGAGUAAAGGACGAUGAGUUGCAAAGUAUUUUAAACUAUUUGACGACUAUUCAUGAAGAUGAAAAUCUACACGAUGUACUUCAGAUGUUAAUCUCUUUGAUGUCAGAACAUCCAAGUUCAAUGGUUCCAGCUUUUGAUGUUAAGCAUGGCAUGCGUUCAAUAUUCAAAUUGCUUGCGGCUGAGACUCAACUGAUACGACUACAAGCACUCAAAUUGAUGGGAUUUUUCUUGUCUCGAAGUACACAUAAGAGAAAAUAUGAUGUGAUGUCACCACAUAACUUAUACACAUUACUAGCAGAACGUCUAUUGUUGUACGAGGAAUCUUUAUCAUUGCCCAUCUAUAAUGUUUUAUAUGAGAUAAUGACGGAGCAUAUAUCACAGCAAAUUCUUUACACACGCCAUCCUGAGCCUGAAAGUCAUUAUCGUCUGGAGAAUCCAAUGAUACUUAAAGUUGUUGCAACACUUAUUCGUCAAUCAAAGCAAACAGAACAAUUGUUGGAAGUGAAGAAGCUUUUCUUAUCCGAUAUGACACUUUUAUGUAACAAUAAUCGUGAAAAUCGUCGAACAGUUCUGCAAAUGUCAGUAUGGCAAGAAUGGCUUAUCGCAAUGGCUUAUAUACAUCCGAAAAAUACGGAAGAGCAGAAAAUAUCCGACAUGGUUUACUCACUUUUUCGUAUGUUAUUGCAUCAUGCUAUCAAACAUGAGUAUGGUGGAUGGAGAGUUUGGGUUGAUACUUUAGCUAUCGUUCAUUCUAAGGUUUCAUAUGAAGAGUUUAAGCUUCAAUUCUCUCAAAUGUACGAACAUUAUGAGAAACAUCGUACGGAUAACAUUACCGAUCCUGAGUUGCGUCAAUCGAGACCAAUCAGCACUAUUUCAGGAUGGGAUCAAGAGCGUGAUGAAAAUGAUAUGCAACAACAACCACAGCAACAGCAAAUACAACAAUCACAACAAGUUCAAACUGUGCCGAUUGAAGAGCUUGAAGAGAAAGAAGAUGAUGAUGAUGCUGAUGCUGACGAUGAUGAGAAUGAUGAUGAAGAUGUUACCUCAUCAUCACCACAACAAAAGCCACAUCAGCAAGUAAGAACUUUGGAAAAUGGCGUUGUGGAACGUGAACAACAACAAAAGACGACAAUCUCAAGUAUCUCAGAUGUCUAUAACAAAGAGAUCUCAGGUGAGAGUAUUCAUGCUGUUAACGAGUCACCGAUUAAAGAAAAAGAAACGAGUAAGCUUAAAGAAAUUCUUGAAGAGCAAUUAUCGAAUCCCGAGCAAGAGUCAAAAGAAAUUGCUGAAGAAAUUGUCGAAGAAAUUAUUCAGAAAUCGGAGAAACUCCUCGACGAAUGCAAGCAAGUUUCUGAUGAUCUUCUUAAUCAACAUGAAACGCCAGUGAUAAAAGAUGAAGAAAUCGAACAGGCCGUCCAUGAAGUCGUUCAAGGUGUACGACAAAUUCAAUUAAAAUCUUCUGCUGAUGUCGAUAAGAAUGAAGAAAAAGAAAAAGAAGAAGUCAGUGACGAGAAGACGCUUCAAAAAGCUGAAAAUGUCGUCGAUGACCCCAAGACUGAUGAUUCACAACUGGAAUGUGCAAUAAUUAGUGAUGAUAUUAAGCAAUCAGUUGAAGAGAAUGCGAAGCAAAUAACAUCAGGCACAAAUGGAAUAGAAAUCAAUGACAACACAUCAACAACAACAAAUGAUGAUGAUAAGAAAGUGAUUGAAAGCGUAGUCAAUGAGAUAAUUGAUAAAUCAGUUGAAUCAAGUGAGAAAGCUGUUGACGACACAUCAGAGAAGCAUCAGCAACAACCACAAUUAAUGCGAGAAACUUCAGCUGAAAUAGAAAUGCAAGUGAAGGAAGUAAUUGACAAUAUUAUUGACGAUGCAGUGAGGGAAGUUGAAGAACAGCAGCAUCAGGAAGUGAAAGACAAAGUGAAGGAAGAUGAUGAUGCGGGAAAUGUUCAAACCACACCAAACGAUGUAAAGGAAGAGAAUGAAAAUGAUGUCACAAAUAGCAACGCUAUGGAGACAUCUGAAACACCGGAACCGGAAGGUGUUGAAACGAAGAUUCAUUUUUCAGCAUCAAAUGAUUCUGCUUUGCCAUCAUCUUUAUCUGAUGACUCUCCAAUAAAUGAAAAUAAGACGAAUAACUCAACACCAUCACCAACGGGAUCCAACAAUGAAGAACAACAAAUUUCUGACGCCAACAUGCAACAUGAUGAAGCCAAUGCUGAUGUUCAUCAACAUAAACGACAAAAGUCAACAUCAAAUCGUCCAAUGUUCAGUCCCGGCCCAACACGUCCACCUUUCCGUAUUCCUGAAUUUAAAUGGUCGUACAUUCAUCAACGUCUGUUGUCAGAUGUUUUAUUUUCACUUGAGACUGACAUUCAAGUCUGGCGUAGUCACUCAACUAAAAGUGUUUUAGAUUUCGUCAAUUCAGCUGAAAAUGCGAUUUUUGUCGUCAACACUGUUCAUUUGAUUUCCCAAUUAGCGGACAAUUUGAUAAUUGCUUGUGGAGGUUUGUUGCCUUUGUUAGCAAGUGCGACAUCGCCAAACUCAGAAUUAGACGUUUUGGAGCCAACCCAAGGGAUGCCACUUGACGUUGCCGUUUCGUUUUUGCAGCGUUUAGUGAAUAUGGCUGACGUGUUGAUUUUUGCAAGCUCAUUGAAUUUCGGUGAAUUAGAAGCUGAGAAGAACAUGUCGAGUGGUGGAAUUUUGCGACAAUGUUUGCGCUUAGUCAGCACAUGUGCUGUUAGAAAUUGCUUAGAGUGCAAAGAGCGGACGCGCGGUAUGUACAAUGGUGGAUCGAUGCGUGAAAUUCCCGGCGGUGCACAUUUACAAGCUUUGAUUCGCGGUGCACAAGCGUCGCCUAAAAAUAUUGUCGAGUCAUUAACCGGUCCAAUGUCGCCAGUUAAAGAUCCCGAGAAGUUGUUACAAGACAUGGAUGUGAAUCGGCUACGAGCAGUGAUUUAUCGUGAUGUGGAGGAGACCAAACAAGCGCAAUUCCUUUCACUUGCCAUCGUUUAUUUUAUUUCUGUUCUUAUGGUUUCAAAAUAUCGUGACAUUCUCGAGCCACCAGCCGAGAUUCAAAUGCAACGUGCGUCGCCUGUUAUGCAGCGUGCAACACCAACGCAAGCAAUGGAGACCUCCCAACGUCCCUUGUUUCCCCAAUGGUCCCAUCACGUUUAUCCGCAAUUCCUACCCGGAUCUCAUCCUAAUCAUCAAGCACCACCCCAAGUCGUGAUUCAACAACAACACCAUCAGCACUAUCACCAACAAAUGCAGCAGCAGCAACAACAGCAACAUCAUUUGUCGAAUGCAAAUAAUAAUUACAUUAACUCGAACGCCAACAUGAUGAAUUCGAACAAUUCUGGAAAUAUUUCUCCUAUCCUGCAUAACAAUCACAUCAUAAAUAACAAUCACCAACAUUUGCAUCAGACGAGUAUGAAUUUUAGCGGUCAAAUGUUGAGUGGUGACGUCCAGAAUUCAAGUUAUUACCAACAGCAACAUCCGUUUAUUCAGCAUCAUCGUAAUGGCGAUGGAAUGAUUAUCAAUGGCUCAAUGAUGAAUUCAUCAACAGCUUCAGGCACGAAUGGACUGUCACACAUUAAAAAUCGCAAUCGACUAAUGAAAAAUAAUGGCAUAAAUAAUAAUUUCUAUCGAAGUUCAGGCACACGAACAAUUCAGGAUGGCGAUUAUGAAGUUAUUGUCGUUGAUGAGAACAAUUCAUCGGUUUUGGCUGAAAACGAAUCACAUUCAUCGGGACCGCCGUCAAUUAAGAGUGUCGACUCUGAUGCCGGUUCAUUGAACAUGAAUUCGACAGAAAAUGAUCCGCAAGAAGGUGAAACAUCAAGUGAAAUUUUGGCAGAUGACAAUAAGCCGAGUAAUUCGAAUGAUGAAAGUUGGACAGAUGUUAAUUUGAACGAUGAUGUCAAUGAGAAAAUUCGUGACAUUGACGAUCGUGGCGAUAAAAUUGUUUCUGAUAUUGCUGUGGUUCGUGUAAGUGAAACAUUUGCACCAUCAACACAAAGACGCCCCGAAGAACUUUCCAUUAAAGCUCCGAUGGUUUCUCAACUUCCACUUACAACGCCAUCGCGUGAAGCGAGUUUAACACAAAAACUUGAAGUUGCACUUGGCCCAGUGUGCCCAUUACUUCGUGAAAUUAUGGUCGAUUUUGCUCCAUUUUUAUCAAAAACUUUAGUGGGUUCGCAUGGUCAAGAAUUGUUGAUGGAAGGCAAAGGAUUAACAACAUUUAAGAAUAGUCACUCGGUUGUUGAAUUAGUGAUGCUAUUGUGCUCGCAAGAAUGGCAAAACAGUCUUCAAAAGCAUGCCGGUCUCGCCUUUAUCGAACUGAUAAACGAAGGUCGUUUAUUAUCUCAUGCAAUGAAAGAUCACAUCGUGCGUGUCGCUAAUGAAGCUGAAUUCAUUUUGAAUCGCAUGCGUGCUGAUGAUGUUCUCAAACAUGCUGACUUUGAGACAAUGUGCGCUCAAACUUUACUUGAAAGACGAGAAGAAGAAAGAAUGUGCGAUCAUUUGAUAACAGCAGCAAGACGUCGUGAUAACGUCAUCGCAAGUCGAUUGCUGGAGAAAGUUAGAAACAUUAUGAGUAACAAGCAUGGAGCUUGGGGUGAAGUGUCAAGUCCAAAGCAAAUAUUCUGGAAGUUGGAUGCGUGGGAAGACGAUGCAAGACGUCGAAAACGUUUAGUGCAAAACCCACGUGGAAGUAGCCAUCCAGAAGCGACAUUACAAGUUGCUAUCGAAUCAGGAGAAGAAAGUGGAAAUGUUAGUCGAGAAGAAAUUUACUCACAAAUUGCUGUUCCCAGAUCACAACAACCAGACCUUCUCGAUGACUCCGAGUUGCUUAUUGAAGAUCGUGAACUUGACUUGGAUCUCACUGGACCUGUCAACAUCAGCACAAAAGCAAAACUAGUAGCACCAGGUCUUGUCGCAUCAGGCACAAUGUCAAUUACAGCAACUGAAAUGUACUUUGAAGUUGAUGAAGAAAGUGAAGAAUUUCAGAAAAUUGAUUCAGAAGUUCUCAAAUAUUGUGAUCAUUUGCAUGGCAAAUGGUAUUUCUCAGAAAUUCGUGCCAUCUUUUCACGUCGAUAUUUGCUUCAAAAUGUCGCUUUGGAAAUCUUCCUCGCUAGUCGAACUUCAAUCUUGUUCGCCUUUCCUGAUCAACAUACAGUGAAGAAAGUCAUUAAAGCACUGCCACGCGUGGGUGUUGGUAUUAAGUAUGGAAUUCCACAAACACGUCGAGCAUCGAUGAUGUCACCACGUCAACUAAUGAGAAACUCAAAUAUGACACAAAAAUGGCAACGACGUGAGAUUUCAAACUUCGAGUAUUUGAUGUUUCUUAAUACGAUUGCGGGUCGAACUUACAAUGACUUGAAUCAAUAUCCGGUGUUCCCUUGGGUGUUGACAAAUUACGAUACACGUGAACUUGAUCUCAGUUUGCCAUCAAAUUAUCGUGACUUGUCGAAGCCCAUUGGUGCUUUAAAUCACAGUCGACGUGAGUAUUUCGAAGAACGUUAUGAAAGUUGGGAUACGCCUGGCAUUCCGCCUUUCCAUUAUGGCACACACUAUUCAACAUCAGCAUUCACACUCAAUUGGUUGAUACGAAUGGAACCUUUCACGACGAUGUUCUUAGCACUGCAAGGCGGAAAAUUCGAUCAUGCUGACCGCUUAUUCUCAUCAGUGUCAAUGUCAUGGAAGAAUUGCCAACGUGACACGUCCGAUGUCAAAGAGCUUAUACCCGAAUGGUACUUCCUUCCUGAAAUGUUUUACAAUCAAUCAGACUAUCGACUUGGCGCACGAGAUGAUGGAAAAAUUGUUUCCGAUGUGGAAUUGCCACCGUGGGCAAAAACGCCGGAAGAAUUUGUUCGAAUUAAUCGAAUGGCACUUGAAUCGGAGUUUGUGUCAUGUCAAUUGCAUCAAUGGAUUGAUUUGAUAUUUGGUUACAAACAGCGUGGUCCCGAAGCAAUGCGAGCUACAAAUGUUUUCUUCUACUUGACAUAUGAAGGUAGCGUUGACUUGGACACAAUCACCGAUCCAGUGAUGCGUGAAGCAAUUGAAAAUCAAAUUAAAAAUUUUGGUCAAACGCCAUCACUUUUGCUUAUGGAACCGCAUCCACCACGAAGUUCUGCAAUGCAUUUGUCACCAAUGAUGUUCAAUACGAUGCCAGACGAUGUUUGCAUGUCAUUAAAGUUUCAUUUAAAUUCACCAAUUAUUCAUAUUUCGGCAAAUACUUAUCCACAACUGCCACUUCCAUCAGUUGUUACAGUUACAGCUGGCCAUCAGUUUGCUGUGAAUCGUUGGAAUUGUAAUUACACAGCGACUGUUCAAAGUCCAAGUUAUGCUGAUAACAGUCAUAAUCAACCACAAAAUUUGCCACUCUCCAUGGAUCCUGUACUUUCACAAGCAACCACACACAACAAUCCAGCUGUGAAACGACAUUUGGGUGAUAAUUUCAGUCAGAAGAUAAAAAUUCGCUCGAAUUGUUACGUCACAACAGUCGAUAGUCGUUUUCUUAUUGCUUGUGGCUUUUGGGAUAACAGUUUUCGUGUUUUCUCAACAGAGACAGCGAAAAUCGUUCAAAUCGUGUUCGGUCACUUUGAUGUUGUGACGUGUUUGUCACGUUCUGAAUGUAACAUCACAUCGGAUUGUUAUAUUGCUUCGGGUUCGGCUGAUUGUACGAUUUUAUUGUGGCAUUGGAAUGCAAGAACUCAAAGCAUUGUUGGAGAAGGUGAAGUUCCAACGCCACGUGCGACACUUACGGGACAUGAACAAGCAGUGACAUCUGUCGUCAUUAGUGCUGAACUAGGACUUGUUGUUUCGGGAUCGAUAAAUGGUCCAGUUCUUGUUCAUACAACGUUUGGUGAUUUACUUCGAUCACUUGAUGCACCUGAUGAUUUUCUGUCACCAGAAAACAUUACAAUGUCUCGUGAAGGUUUCAUAGUCGUUAAUUAUGAUGAAGGAAAUGUUGCAGCAUUCACAAUCAACGGUCGUUUAUUACGUCAUGAGUCACAUAAUGACAAUCUUCAGUGCAUGUUGUUGUCACGUGAUGGAGAAUAUCUGAUGACAGCUGGCGAUAAGGGCAUCGUUGAAGUCUGGCGUACAUUCAACCUAGCGCCACUUUAUGCAUUCCCAGUUUGCAACAGUGGAAUUCGUUCACUGUCUUUGACACACGAUCAAAAGUAUGUUUUUUUCUUUCCUUCUCUUCCACUCAUUCUUGAGUUGACGAUUCCAUUAAAAUGUUUACUCGACAAUUUCAUAGAUAUUUACUCGCUGGCUUGGCAACAGGAUCCAUCAUCGUAUUCCACAUUGACUUCAAUCGAUGGCAUCACGAAUAUCAACAACGUUAUUGAACAUCCGCAAGCAACAAAGUUUAAUCGAAAAAAAAGAUAG
Clunio marinus is the source of this 9384-nucleotide messenger RNA. Lineage: Eukaryota; Metazoa; Arthropoda; Insecta; Diptera; Chironomidae. The record is from the annotation of a GenBank genome assembly.